AGGAGGGGAGGCAAUCAUCCUCUUUCGGUAUGGAGGAUGCCGACCUUGGCGAAAAAGAGCCUAAAAGGUCCUACUAGGUAUCCCGGAAGUCCUGGCGAACAAAUGGAACAGGUGUCCAGCAGGAAUGUGUUGAUGGCCGUUUUCCGAGCAGGCAGUAGAAGAAAUGCUCCAGCCACGGGUCCUAGCCGCGGAAUCGGAAGCAAGUCCCCUCCCCCCCGAGGCGGAAGCAGAGGUGCUGGAGGCGCGAGUUUCCAAUCUUUCCUUGCCUGCACGCUCUUCGAGCACUCGUUGGAGAUCUUGACAUGAGGGUCGCGGCUUUAAUCAGUGGUGGGAAAGACAGCUGCUAUAAUAUGAUGCAAUGUGUUGCUGCUGGGCAUCAGAUUGUUGCUUUAGCAAACCUAAAACCAGGUAAAAACCAAGUGGGAACAGAUGAACUGGAUAGUUAUAUGUAUCAGACAGUGGGACAUCAGGCCAUUGAACUAUUUGCUGAAGCAAUGGCUCUCCCAUUAUAUCGUCAAACUAUCAAAGGAACCAGUAUGGAGACUGGACGAAUAUAUACCAGAUGUGAAGGUGAUGAGGUUGAAGAUCUCUAUGAACUUUUGAAAUAUGUUAAGGAAAAGGAAGAAAUAGAUGGUAUAUCUGUUGGAGCUAUUCUUUCUGACUAUCAACGAGUUCGAGUGGAAAAUGUAUGUAAAAGGCUUGAUCUUCAACCUUUAGCUUACCUUUGGCGUCGAAAUCAGGAAGAUUUGCUUAAAGAAAUGAUAUUAUCUGAUAUCCAAGCCAUGAUCAUCAAAGUAGCAGCUUUUGGCUUAGAUCCUGAUAAACAUCUUGGAAAAACACUGGAUCAAGUGGAGUCUGAUCUUUCUGAGUUGUCCAAGAAGUAUGGUGUCAAUGUAUGUGGAGAAGGAGGAGAAUAUGAAACAUUCACUUUGGAUUGCCCUCUAUUUAAAAAGAAAGUAGUUGUAGAUUCAUCAGAAGUAAUUUUGCAUUCAGCUGAUGCCUUUGCACCUGUGGCUUACCUUCGUUUUUUAGAAUUACAUUUAGAAGAAAAGCAGUUGACAUCCCCAGACAAACUUCUUGCAUUUAAUUGCUCAUGUGAAAUGGAAUGUAAUGAGGAUCAUAUUUCAGCUAUCACAGAAGACAUCCAAGAUGAAAUCCCACCUGUCAUCUGGAAAUCAUCAGAUCCCCCACUUUUACAGUUCUGUAAGAAAUCAGAGUGUUCAGGAAAAUCUCCAAAUGGUUACCAGUGGAUUAAGUGCAUCACAGCCUCUUUUCUUCCAUCAGACCAAAAAAAUGUUAUGGAUGCAGCAACUGAAGCCUUUUCUUCUCUCCAAGCUAUUAUCAUUGCAAAAGGAUUGGAACUGAAAGAUAUUAUUUUGGUUUAUAUGUAUGUCAGAAACAUGGAAGAUUUUUCUGCUAUAAAUUCAGCAUACAUGAAAAUGUUCAAUUUAUAUCCACCCACAAGGGUUUGUGUAGAAGCUUUGCUGCCAGAUGAACAAUUUUUUUCAAUUGACUGUCUCAUUCACAAGUACAGUGUGAUGAUUGGUGAAGUACUCCCUCCCACCAAAGAAGUGAUGCAUGUGCAAAGUAUUUCUCACUGGGCACCUGCUAACAUUGGACCUUACAGUCAGGCCAUCAAGGUUGGAGAAAUCCUUUACAUUGCUGGACAGAUUGCCUUAGUACCUUGCACAAUGAAGCUUGUGGGUGGAGGAAUCUGGACUGAAGCUCAUGUAUCACUAAGGCACACCCUGAAAAUUCUUAAAGCCAUGAGCCAGGAAGCUACACUCCACCAUGUCCUACUGGCACAUUGUUAUGUAACCAGUAGCAAGUACAUUCCAGCUGCUCUUGCCACGUGGAGAGAGAAUUUGAGAACACAUAAAAAGGAAGAAGACUAUGAGACCUGUGGUAUCACCAGUGAAACUAAUGGAAUCCUGGUAACUGUGGUAGUACCCCGUCUUCCUAGAGAUUCUGCAAUUGAGUGGCAUGUCAUCGCAGUGGUGGAUGAACCAUUUCAAAGAAAGCAUUUUGUAUUGGAGAAGAAGUCUGAGGGUUGUCUAAUUGAGUGUGAAGCUGUCGAAUCCACUUCUGCUUCCUGUGCUUCCAUCUCUAUUUCUCUGAGUUGGAUGUCAUUCGCUGCUUCUUUGCCAGAUUUAAAAAAGGUUCUUCAAGAUUUUGUGGCUGUCUUCUUGCAGGCAAUGGGGAGACUAUCUGGAGACAACGGUAUAAUGCCACUAUCCUUUAGGACUUUUUAUAAGAAAGACAGCAUCGACGUCACAACCCUGCAUACAGGACUCCAGGCAUUGCUGGAAGAACAGAUGGACGCGGUCCCUGCACUUGUUCUGGUACCUGUGACUGAUUUACCCAAAAGAGAAAUUAUCCACGUGGCCUGCUGGCUUAGUGCUUAGCCCAUAGCUCUGAGAACAAGCGCUGCUAUGAUUUCCUGGGAAAGAAAGAAACAUUUAUACUAAUUGUAUUCUGUCUUGUCUUUUAAUUUUUUGGUUGCCAGUUUAUUAAUGAUUUUUUAACCAUUGCUAUCACUUCCCAAUGACUACUCCUUCAUACACAACCCCCCCAAAUAAUCUUCUCUUACGAAAAGUGCAGUUAACAAAAUAAAUUACUAUAUUGUCCA
This is a messenger RNA of Monodelphis domestica (gray short-tailed opossum), 2629 nucleotides long. It is a transcript of the gene DPH6, whose product is annotated as diphthamine biosynthesis 6. The record is from RefSeq and is a predicted model, not a curated record. Gene Ontology annotation, molecular function: diphthine-ammonia ligase activity. Gene Ontology annotation, biological process: protein histidyl modification to diphthamide. NCBI's taxonomy places the organism in Eukaryota, Metazoa, Chordata, Mammalia, Didelphimorphia, Didelphidae.